AUGAACAACAAUUCUAGGAUACCCACGCCGUUUUCUUUCCAUACAGAGUCUAACAGCUCACCGACUCGGAGUAAGAAACGAUAUAAAAUGUCAACAACAUACUCAACCACUAAAGGAUCCACUGAUUUAUUACAUGAUAUCACGAAUCACCACAUACCUAGUGCAAUUGGUGGUUCGAAGAUGUCCUUUGGUGAUCAGAGUGCCGUGGAAUUAGUUAAAAGUCGUCAGAGGAAAAUAUUUAAAGAUAUUGCUCAUUUUAAGAAAGCCAUUCAAGAGAUCGAAAAAGAAAUUGAGAAUUUGAAUACUUUAUUAAUACCUCAAAUUAUUCAAAUUGGUAAUCAGAGAUGUCAAGAAAGUGUUGUGGCAACUGAUCAAAUCUUACAAUUGAAUAAUGAAGUUAAUGAAUCAAAAUUGUCAUUAGAGACACUUUAUCGUAACAAUGAAUUAGAAAAUAAUAAUUUACAAUUAUCACAUUCUGUUAAAGUAACAACAUUUGAGAAUGAAUUAGAAGAGCAUAAAUAUAAAUAUAUUGCACAACGUGAAAAAGAAUUGUAUCAAGCAGAAAACAUGAAACCAAAUGAACAAUGGCAAAAUGAAAUGGUUGCUUUAAAAGAACAAUACGAACAAGUCACUAAGGAAUUAAAUGAUAUUACAAAUUCAAAUAAACAGAUAUGUAAGGAAUAUGAAAGGACGGGACCUGUAGUGGUAGAUUUUGAAGAUUUUAAAAUAAAAAAGACACAAGAAAUGAACGAUUUAUUAAAUCAACAUCAAUGUUUAAAUAAGAAACAUAUUGAAUUAAAAGAAGAAGUGUCUCAAAAUAAACAAAAGAAAAAUGAUCUCGCACAAGAAUUGAAUCAAAUUACUCAAAAAAUUGAAGAUUGUGAAAAUUUAAUUCAAGAUACUACACAUUUGAAUUUAAAACAUUCCAAGGAUUUUAUUAUUAAAGAAAAAGAAUAUGAGAUACUCUCAAGAGAGUUACAACAGGUAACGGAGAAUUUUCAAAUAUAUAGUAAUAAAGAUUUAUUACAAUCUGGGAAACUUCUUAGGGAACAAAAAUUACGUAAGAAGUUAUCAUUAUCAAUUGCUCAAAUCAAUCACAAGAUUCCAAUUGUAACAUUUACAGAUGUACCAUCAAGUCACUCAAGUGAUGAACAUCCAUUAUCCAAUACCACAAUAAAUUUUAAUAAUAAUCCCUUGAUUACAAAUAUAUCAGAUUUGAUUCGGUAUGAAAUUCAACCUCUAUAUGAUUUUUACGAACUAAAAUAUCGUGAUUCGUUGACUGUCUUCUAUAUAUCGGAUUCUUCAACAAAUUUUGUGUCAAAUUUUAUUGAUUUUCUACAGGAUGGUUAUUCUAUAUCUGCCACAAUAAUGGAAAAUGUGACCACUAAUCAAUUUUCACCUAUUAAUAUAGAAGAUAUCAUUGUGAAUCCCAAAACCGAGUUGUCCUGGAUACUUCGAUUUCGAUUAUCUAUAACUGAUUCAUUUUUCCAAGAAAUCACUCUUGUAAUCAUUGAAUCGAUGUCUGGAAUACAACAAUUGACUAAAACAUUAAUGAAACAAAGGGAUGUCCGUGAUCAUGAUAACGAUAUACUUCCUUAUCAUGAAAUGAUACAAAAAGGUAAGUCGAUAUUCAUUUGUAACAUUAAUAUCACUGGUGGAGAAGAAAUCAAGAAAUUGUGCAAACAUAUACAAUCUUUCACCAUUAAAUAG
Maudiozyma barnettii is the source of this 1710-nucleotide messenger RNA. RefSeq names its product Cik1p (gene CIK1). The transcript has a single exon. NCBI's taxonomy places the organism in Eukaryota, Fungi, Ascomycota, Saccharomycetes, Saccharomycetales, Saccharomycetaceae. The coding region runs from base 1 to 1710 and encodes 569 amino acids. The record is from RefSeq and is a predicted model, not a curated record.